AUGUUGAGCUAUUUACCGGUUUUAAUACUAUUCAUAGUCACGACACAAGCUGAGUCGUCAAUAUCGACUGUUGUUCAGUCCAAGACGGCCUCGCCUGACAUUGCGGUCGCUCCUAGUCUGACACCAACAUUCCAGGACCCUCAUGCACCCAACCCACAGAAAUGCCCCGGCUACAAGGCAACAAAUAUCAAGAGGGACCUCAGAGGUGUGAAGGCUGACUUGACCAUGGCUGGACCUAACUGCCAGGCGUUUGGUAAUGACAUUCGUGACCUGAUACUCGAGGUACAGUAUCAGACAAAGGAGAGACUGAAUGUCAAGAUAUUCCCCAAGUAUCUUUCUGAAGAGAACAGAACUCAGUAUAUCUUACCAGACUCACUUGUAUUUGAGCCUGUACAAGACAAGAAGACGACAAUCUCGAACAGUGACCUCAGAUUUGAGUUUACUAAUUCGCCGAGCUUCCAAUUUAAAAUUACCCGGAGCUGUGAUAGAGAGGUCCUUUUCUCGACUUACGGUCAUGUCAUCGUAUUUGAGGACCAGUUCAUUGAACUGGUAACUAGCAUGGAGCCCGACUACAACGUCUACGGACUAGCUGAGAACAUACAUGAUUUCCAUCUUGGGCAAAACUUCACCCAGACCUUCUGGACCAAUGAUGCUGGCAUAGAGCACGGUAACCCAAUAGAUGGAAAUAUCUAUGGUGUCCAUCCCUUCUACCAGGAGAGUCGAUACCACAAGGGUAGCAAUACCACUUCUCACGGUGUAUACGCCCGCAAUGCUCAUGGCCAAGAGUGGCUUCUGAGACCUGAGACAUUGACAUACCGCACCAUCGGUGGAAGUGUUGAUCUCUACUUCCUUAGCGGCCAGAACAAGCAAGGAGGGUCUACAGCCAUUGAGACCAUGCGCCAGUAUCACGCUGGCUGCGUUGGCUUACCUGCGAUGCAAAUGUUCUGGACACUUGGCUUUCACCAAUGUCGCUUGGGAUAUGACACCCUAGAUAAGAUCGAAGCGGUUGUUGAGAAUUACAGAGCCGCUGAUAUUCCACUCGAGGCUAUUUGGUCAGACUUUGACAUGUUUGAUGGCUUCCGCAGCUUCGCUAAUAACCCGGUCACUUUCCCGCCUGAUCGCAUGGCGAAGUGGGUAGACUGGCUUCAUGAAAACGAGCAGUACUACGUUCCCCUUGUAUGGGCCAACAUAUACCGUCCGAAUCCUGAUGAUCCAAAGGAUACUUACGGUCCCUAUGAACGCGGCGCCAAGCUCAAAGCAUUCAUCAGGGAUCCAGGGUCGGGCGACUUCUACACGGGCAACAACUGGCCUGGGUUCGUUGUCUGGGGAGACUUCAUGUUGCCUGAGACGCACAAAUGGUGGGCUGGAGAGCUCAAGAUAUGGUACGAUAGCGUGCCUUACGAUGGAAUGCUCUCCGAUCUUACAGAGCCCGCUUCAUACUGCGUGGGGCCCUGCGGAAAUAGUCGUCUAGAUAUGAACCCCGUUCAUGUUCCGUUCCUGAUUCCUGGAGAGAAGCUCAGGAUGUUCUAUGAGUAUCCAGAUGGCUUCAGUGUGACUAAUCGCUCUGAGUUUGAAAAGGCAAAAGAGCUUGCGGCCAAUCAGUCAGCGGAGGUCGAAGCUGCCCAUGUCUUCCAAGUGCCUGUCACUAGCACGCUAGGACGUACGGAGCCAACACCAGGUGUCAGAAACCUGACUUAUCCACCUUAUGUUCUUAACAAUCUGCAACCUGGCCACUCCAUCAGGAGAAUGACCAUCUCCCCGGAUGCAACCCACAAUGAUGAAUUAAACACCACUGAGUAUCAAAUGCAUAAUCUUUUUGGCAACCAGAUCUCCAAUGCGACCUACCAAGGACUGCUUGAUCUGUUCCCUGGUCGUCGUCCAUUCAACAUCGCCCGUGGCAAUUUUGCUGGCAUUGGCCGAUAUGCGACGAGGUGGGGAGGUGAUAACUCAUCCAAAUGGGGUAGUAUGUUCUUAUCCAUCUCACACGCCCUGACACACAUGAUGGCUGGAAUUCCCAUGUUUGGAGUUGACAUCUGUGGCUACUCCCAUAACGCCAGCUUUGACCUUUGUGCUCGAUGGAUGUCUCUGGGAGCCUUCAUGCCUUUUUAUCGAAAUCACAACAUGGGCGGCACGAUAUCCCAAGAAGCGUUUGUCUGGUCGUCUGUUGCUGAAGCUUCACGCCGAGCUAUAGCGAUAAGAUACAGCCUUCUCAACUACAUCUACACUCUGUUCCACUACGCCAAUACCAAAGGCGAUCUUGUGAUGCGUGCUUUGGCAUGGGAGUUUCCAAACGACGAAAGCCUCAAGGCCACCUAUUCCCAGUUUUUACUAGGUCCAUCUCUUCUAGUAACACCUGUUCUCACUCCAAACUCCAAAAUAGUACGAGGUGUUUUCCCUGGGAUUGGAGAAGGAACAAGGUGGUAUGACUGGUAUACACUAAAUGAAGUCCAUGCCAAACCUCAAGAGAACAUCACUCUUGAUGCACCUUUGGAACAUAUCAACCUUCACAUCAGAGGCGGCACAGUAUUCACAUUGCAGAAACCAGGCAAUACGACUGCAGCGACUAGAAGGAACCCCUUCUCACUUCUCUUGGCUCUGGACGAUAAUGAGUACGCUGAAGGAAGUGUGUAUUUUGAUGAUGGUGUCAGUCUCGAACCAGAAGCCACCAAGACUGUCGCAUAUACCUUCAGGAAGGGGAUUUUACGGGCGGAAACCACUGGAGACUACAAGCUGAGUCCUCCACUCGUAAACAUAACUGUGGCUGGACUUCGCAACGCACCUAAGGGCGCUGAGUACCAUUCUGAGAAAGUAGACCAGGAAGUUCCAUCACCCAAGCUUGAGUACAGUAAUGGCACAGCUUAUGUAACAGGGCUGGAGCACUUUACACAGCAUGGAGCAUUUAGCUAUGACUUCCAGGUCACAUUUAAGUAUUAA
Molecule: messenger RNA, 2934 nt
Organism: Fusarium proliferatum ET1
Lineage: Eukaryota; Fungi; Ascomycota; Sordariomycetes; Hypocreales; Nectriaceae
Product: putative Alpha-glucosidase precursor (Maltase)
Exons: 7
Coding region: 1-2934 (977 amino acids)
Biological process (GO): carbohydrate metabolic process
Molecular function (GO): hydrolase activity, hydrolyzing O-glycosyl compounds; carbohydrate binding
Source: RefSeq, a predicted model, not a curated record